AAUGGUACUGAUUGUGAAUUUGAAUAUUCUGUUCCAGGAUGGGUUGAUGUUCUAUGCCAAGAUAAGUGCAGAGAACUAAUAGGGAAUUGUGUACAAUUGUUUGUGAGCACUGCUGUUGCUGUUUAUCUUGACAGGACAAUGAAUAUCAACACCUACAAUGAAAUAUUUUCUGGGUUGACUAAUCCCAAACAUGAAGCCAAAAUGAGAGAUAUGUUAGUUGCCAUAUGUAGUGGUGCCAUUGGAACUUUUGUCAAAACUUCUCAUCAAGUUUUGACAAGUACUGAUAUGGAUAUGGAUGGAACCACUUCAAAAAUGUAUUCUUCUUCUUCUUUGCCACUUAGUUUCAAAGCCAAACAAUUUUUGGAUGAAGAACAGAACAUGUACAGUGGGUGGACAAAUAAAGUAUCUUAUACUUUGGCAGUACCAAAGAAUAAGAGGUUUAUUCUUGAUUUAACUGGGAGGGUGACCUUUGAGAGUGUUAGAUCUUUUCUGGAGUUUCUGCUGGAAAAGUUGCGCGCGUAUUUGAGAAAAAGCUUAGAUGUUGUUCAAGAGGAGGUGAAGUAUUUGAGAAGAAGUGUAGAUGUUAUACAAGAGGAGGUGGUUGAUACGAGUGCUGAAGCUUACAGUUAUGUGAGUGGGAAGUCCUCUACGGCUGUUAGUGUAUGCCUCACUUUGUGUUUGCACAUACUUAAUGGUCCUUGGAUCUUGGUUCCAAAUUAAAGUUUUAGUAUAGAAUCUUGGGAAGGUACUUUUAUCUUUUGUAAAACUUCCUAUUACAUUCUUUCGUAAAGGGAAUAUUGGUUGGUGUAACUGUACAUAGUUGCUCUGUACUUGAUUGAUUGAUUGUAUUUUACUAAUACAAGUUGUCAAAGUGAAUGUAAAUUUGUCCAUAUUGUUUUUCC
This is a messenger RNA of Nicotiana tabacum (common tobacco), 902 nucleotides long. Lineage: Eukaryota; Viridiplantae; Streptophyta; Magnoliopsida; Solanales; Solanaceae. The record is from RefSeq and is a predicted model, not a curated record.